UGAAAGAAAAGGCAUGUGUUUUAUUUUUGGUGCGGAAAUCGUUAUCCAUCCUCUGCAAUUAUUCGUUAAUUUUAUUUAAAAUUAUCACUUUACGUAGGUAAUGGAAAAACAGCAGUUUAAGGGCCUUCUUAGAAUAUUGAUAAGAUAUGAACGGGUAUAUAAAAACAAUAAUUUGCGAAGCGUUAUUCAAACACUUAGUAGUUUCAGAAGCAACACAAUGGAUAGACGUAUUAAGCUGUUUUAUUUGCUUUUCGUACUUUAUACUGUAAAAGCUCAGACUGAUUAUUGCAAAUUAAGUUGUGAUGGUACGGUACAGACGGUGUGCGAAAGAAAAAAUGUGAACUGUGGAGCUGAUCCACAGAUUUGCAAAAAUUUCAAAGAAAUGAAAUUGAAUGAUGCAGAGAGACGACUGGUGCUGGACGUUCAUAACAAAUUGAGAAAUAAAGUUGCUACAGGAAAAGAAACGAGGGGACCUCAACCUAAAGCGUCGAAUAUGAAAGCUCUGAGUUAUAGUAAGGAACUGGAAUAUAUAGCUCAAUGUCACACAAACUCGUGCAAGUGGGGUCACGACAAAUGUAGAAAGACUCUUCAAUGGGGAUGGGUCGGACAAAACCUUUUCUCAAGAUCUUACAAAGGAACUACUAUAACCACACAAUAUAUGUUAAAUUCGUCGAUCUAUGGUUGCGGAAAAGAGAUAGGCCAUUAUACACAAGCAGUUUGGGCUCGUACACGAUAUGUUGGUUGCGGACUCACUUUCUACGUAGAUUCCAAGGGUUGGGAUGUGUAUUACCUAGCCUGUAACUACGGAGAAGGCGGUAACAUUAACACAUGGCCGGUGUACGAGAUAGGAAAUCCAGCUACAAAGUGUGAUGGCUUGCCCGUUAAUUCAAAAUAUCCUGGACUUUGUGGACCUGAUAAUCUUUAGAAGAUUUAGUCAACUGCAUAUAGCUAAUUGUUUUCAUAAGUUAAGUUAUUAAAAUAAACAAAAAACCUAUUU
Messenger RNA from Diabrotica balteata, 997 nucleotides. NCBI's taxonomy places the organism in Eukaryota, Metazoa, Arthropoda, Insecta, Coleoptera, Chrysomelidae. The record is from the annotation of a GenBank genome assembly.